This is a messenger RNA of Caenorhabditis briggsae, 1479 nucleotides long. The record is from RefSeq and is a predicted model, not a curated record. The transcript is spliced from 4 exons. The coding region runs from base 1 to 1479 and encodes 492 amino acids. Lineage: Eukaryota; Metazoa; Nematoda; Chromadorea; Rhabditida; Rhabditidae.
AUGUUAGCAGCCAUUCCUGAUAUGGACAGAAGACUAUCCUACGGCAGUUUGAAAUGUGUACUUCAAAAGUUCAAGGCAAAUUUUAGAUUCCGACUUGCCGAGCGUCUUCCGGAAAUUCGUUGUGCAGAAAAAGCAGUUCCACUUUACAUCGACAAAUUCACUUUUGCUGAAGAAGGUUUCAAAUUGAACAACACCGAAUAUCAACUUGGUGUCAUUUGCCAAGUUCGCGAUGGUCCCGCUCAAAAAACAUUCAUAGGCCAAGCUCAAUAUGGCGGUCAUCCUAGGGAUAUCGAUCGGUUUGGAUACGAGAUUCGAUCCUUUACGGAAUUAACUCCUGGGGAUAUUUUUGUUCAAGAUUACAAUCCUCAAAUGGAUGCGGACGACGAUUUGGAGUUUGAAACUACGGAAGAAUCAUUAUUGAUUCAACAGAACAGACUGAUAGCUCUGGAAAAAGAAAAAAUCGAGCUUGAACAUGCACCAGAGGAGGUUGAAAAUAUUCCAGAAAAUCCAAUGGAACUAGAUUUAUCGGAGGAGGAUUUAAUAGGAAUAGAACCAGAGGAGGAGGAUGAUUUAAUGGAUCCAGAUCAGGUCGAAAGAGGAAGAGACCAGGUUUUAAGUCGUAAAGAACAACUCGAGAAAAUCAAUAUAAGCAUCAUAUAUGCAAAAACGUUGUUGGCGUAUAUUGAAUUUGAUUUGGAGCGUAAUCGGCGUAAGCGAGAUAACCUUCCAUCUCUAUUUGACUUUUUCAUUCAGUUCACGAAGACUUCUCCAGAUGGUACCGUCUACAUCGAACGGUUCAAUUACGAUAAGAGUUUGAUGGCGGCACGGAAAUAUUUGAUCUGCAAAUUACUCGGGAAUCGUAAACCGGUUAUGAAAAUCAAAUCGCUCGGUUUCUGGGCGCGACCAGGGGGCGGACUAGUUAUUAGUCUUCCAGAAGGUAUCAAGUUAGACGUUCAAAAUUUCGGUACUUCUGGAAACCUGUCGGAUGUUUUAGAACGUGUCGAACCUGUCCUGGAGUAUCCAAACCGCCCGUUUAAUCUUCUUACAUCAGAUAGUUUGAGAUUGGAAGAUGCUCAAAAUCCGAAAGUUCAGAAUGCUGAAGUUUUGGUGUUGUCCGACAACUGGGAUGUCGAUUAUAUUGCACUAUGUCGUGAAGUACAGAAUAAAAACAUUGUGAUUUUUUUGGGCCAAGAGAUGCAGCCAUUGGAGUAUGGACUACUCGUCGAGGACUUGAUCGAGACAAAGGGGACAGUUGGGACAUUUUAUGAAAUCACUCAGACGGGAGAGGAUAAAACGAAAGAGGCGAUGAGAUUUAUUGCAGCGCAUUUUGAGAACGUUGUUAUGAGAGAGAGCCUCAUCAUCAUUCCACUUUCUCACCAACUGCAACUUAAUGUUUCCUGCGAACCAUAUCUGAUGGAUCCGAGCCUUGUUCAUUUAUGGACUAUGAAAAUGGAAGUGGUUCAAAAUCAGAAAAAUUAA